This is a messenger RNA of Parnassius apollo (apollo), 1041 nucleotides long. Lineage: Eukaryota; Metazoa; Arthropoda; Insecta; Lepidoptera; Papilionidae. The record is from the annotation of a GenBank genome assembly.
AUGCAGUUAUCGACAGCGGUGUCAGCGAGAUGGUCGGCCCUCCGUGCAGCUGCAUUGCGACGAGGUGGCGCACGGCGUUUGCGUCGAGAAAUAACGGCUUUACGGGAGACUCUUGACGACGUCUGCGAGCCUGGUGACUGCGCCCCUCAGCCGCACACCAGAGCUCAGCUUAAUAGAAGAAUUGAUGAAUUGAAGGAGAGAUUAUCGCGUCUCCUAGAAUGCAAGGUGUCAUUGCUGAAACUGACUGUGUCGGUUCGACGCACUCUUGGCGAGAUGGGGUCAGACGAGAACGGCUUGACCGAGGAUCUGACGGCACUGCUAGCAGCCUGGGAUGACGCGCAUCAGCGGACCUCGAACGAACUUCUCUCGUUGGAGAAAGCGGUAUCCGCUUGGGCAGAAUGGGAGAGCGCGUUACGUGAACUGCAAGGAGCAUUACGUGGGGACAUGGCCACGUUGCAAGCGCUGAGGGAUCGUGGGGGAGACCAGCCGGACGUAGCUAAGCAAAUACGACAGCUUGCCGCUUCGCUUGUAGAUAAGAAAAAGGGCGGGUCGACGUGCGACUCGCUGUCGGACUCGGGCAUUUCGGACGGCGAUAGCGAGGCGGCAGGCGGGCGCGCGCGGCGUCUUGGUGCGCUACGCGAGCUCGCGCGCCGCCUGCAGGCCGCGCUCGCGCCCGGCUCGCCCGCGCACCGCGCCAUCGCCAAGCGUAUGGAACAAACUGAGAACGAAGUGAAAACGUUGCAAGAAAGUUGUCGGGCUCUCGUGGAACAGAGCAUUCCCGAUCUGAAAAUUGAUGAUGAGACAGACAAUGUAAGUGCAGUGGCUGGCAGCAAAACGGGAGCAGGGGACCCAGAUUAUAGUCCGCGAAGUGGAUGGGUAUGGCGCGUUAUACGCUCGUCGAUUCCCAUACAACUGUGUCUCGUCGCUUUGCUCUUAGCAGCGUGGUUGGUGGAAAGGCCACGUUGUUGCGACGCUCUUAACUCACUGGCCCAAACCUUGACUCCUCAGCUACGUUACGUCCGUGGCCCACCGCCAGUGUGA